AUGGAGACCGAGAAAUCUUUCAGCCCCGACGCAACUGAUUCAACCGCCUCCUCCGCUCCAAGCAGAUUGCCCUCAGGACCGUCGUCUCUCGUUGGAAGCGCUAGUGCUUUCCCCUCACUACCAACUCCUGCUCGACAGAAUGCCUAUUCCAACGUGAUGGACCUUGAAACCAGUAUUGCCGAGGAUCGCGCUCGGCGGGCCACCAGCGUGAUCUCGAUGGAUGAUCUGGAGGCUGCUCAGGCCCUGGAAGGGCUUCGGUCCGAUUUUGGUCAAUCUCCUCGAACGACGCGACAGCCCAACACAACUGUUUCACCUGAGCCGCCGCAACCUGAGCCGCUUUUGUCACUGCUCACUUCAUCUCAUCCGCUGAUAUCAUCUGCCAUCAACGGAUCUGUCUCAGCGUACACCACAUCUAAGUCUUAUUCGGCCCGUUUCAAAACGGGAGCCGAAUUCAUUGAACGUAACAUCGGUUCACCUGUCGCGAACACUGUUGGAACUGUGGGGCGCAAGACAGGCGUGGAGAGUGGGAUUCGCUGGGCAUUACAACGACGCGAAUCCUCGGAGGCAAAGCCUUCCAGUAAACGUCGAAAGGUGGCUGGUGAAACCACCUCAGAGCCAGUAGAGGACGGGGCGACAUCCGACACCACGAUGACGCCUUCACGAACCCGGAGCUCAUCAGAUCUCUCCAUGGCGGAUACGCUGCCCCCAUACGAUGAGAUGCGUUCCCCUCGCUAUGAGGAAAAGCCCGACCGUCAGGCCCCGCCUACUUGGCAGAGUCGAUUAGUGAUCUCAACGUCGGGGCUUGGUGUCGCCAUGAGCGACGAGUCAUUGCGCAGUCUGCAAUACUGUUUGACAUGGCUGCGCUGGGCGAACGGGCGUCUAGGGCGGGCCAUCGUGGCUCUCCAGAAGGCGAUGUCCGAAUGGGAGAGUCAAAAGCAGCAGGAAGGGGAGGACCUGGAAGGUGGAUCACAGGCCGCAAACGCGGACAGCGCCUCCCUCCUUACUCAGCGCAUGCAGGCUGUCAAGACCGACAUCCUGUCCACAUUGAAGCAAGUGGUGGAUGUGGUUUCUAGAUAUGCCGGCGGUGCUUUGCCGGAAAAUGCUCGAUAUCUUGUCCGCAGACACUUGACGUCCUUGCCUCAACGCUUCCAGAUGGCAAGCACCUCCCAACCGCCUCCAGAUUCGCCCGAGGCGUCAUCAGAUGCUCGAAUUGGUGCUCAGCGCGUUCUCGUUCUUGCCAAUGAAGGGUUGGACAUUCUCGGCCAAGUCAGUGGCGUUGUCAAUGAUACCCUGGUGAGCGCGGAACACUGGUGCGAGCGACUGGGACGCAAAAGGCCAGAAAACAAACCCGUGUCCGACGUGGAGAAGCAGAGUCACCUCCCGCUGCCUUCUGCUGGCCACACCAACGGUGCGGAUAUCAGUGCCGAUAUCAAGGCACCUAUCGUGCCGGGACCGGAAACGCGGGAGGACUUCCAGAUGAGUGGAACGGAGAAGGCAUAG
Penicillium diatomitis is the source of this 1500-nucleotide messenger RNA. Its product is annotated as putative clock controled protein (Ccg-8). Bases 1 to 1500 code for a protein of 499 amino acids. Gene Ontology annotation, biological process: endoplasmic reticulum unfolded protein response; regulation of transcription by RNA polymerase II; phospholipid biosynthetic process. The transcript is spliced from 2 exons. The record is from RefSeq and is a predicted model, not a curated record. NCBI's taxonomy places the organism in Eukaryota, Fungi, Ascomycota, Eurotiomycetes, Eurotiales, Aspergillaceae. Gene Ontology annotation, cellular component: endoplasmic reticulum; nucleus. Gene Ontology annotation, molecular function: transcription corepressor activity.